AUGACGGAGACGAAUGAAUCCAUCAACGAGCGCGUCCGCGACCUAACGAUGCUGUCUACGCGUGCUGGACUAGAGCGCCUAACGAAAAGCAUCCGGAACGGCGAGGAAGUGAUGGCCGAGCUGGAGGACAUCCAGGCCAUCUUGUUUCCCGAAGGCACGGAGCCGCCACUCGCCAUCAUCCCGUUACUUGAAGAGGAGAUCGGUAUUUGCACGAAGCUGGCUGCCGCGAUGGUCCUGGUGGAGUUGGUCAAGGAGAUGCGACCCCAGCUCUUGGAGAAGCCGCGUGGCGAGGUAUGGAAGUCGCUGGACGAGAAGACGGGGAGAUUGGCUCGGUCGUUUUGCGAGACGCUGGAUUCCCUCACGAUGGUUUCGCGCAGGUUGACCGCUGCGAUCAAGAAGUCGAAGUGUUAUGAGAUUGCCAUGGCGAAUAAGCGGGCCGAGGAGACUGGGGAGACUGGGGAGACUGGGGAGACUGAGGAGGCUGAGGAGACUGAGGAGACUGGGGAGACUGGGGAGACUGGGGAGACUGGGGAGUAA
Messenger RNA from Westerdykella ornata, 537 nucleotides. RefSeq lists its product as uncharacterized. NCBI's taxonomy places the organism in Eukaryota, Fungi, Ascomycota, Dothideomycetes, Pleosporales, Sporormiaceae. Bases 1 to 537 code for a protein of 178 amino acids. The transcript is spliced from 2 exons. The record is from RefSeq and is a predicted model, not a curated record.